CGAUAAGUAUACAUAAGCUUCUUCGGUAAACAAAUACAAGUUUUCUCGCAUACGCUCUCUCAUCAAAGCUCUGAGAAAGGAUUCUCGAUCUGUUUGGUUGCUUUACACAUCUGUAACUAUGGCGGCAGAACCGAAGGCGGCGACUGCUGAAGUUGUCAAGGUGGAUCUGUUCGAGGACGACGAUGAGUUUGAGGAAUUCGAAAUCAACGAAGAUUUGCUGGAGAAAGAGGAAGUGAAGGAAGUUAGCCAACAGUGGGAAGAUGACUGGGAUGAUGAUGAUGUCAGUGACGACUUCUCGCGUCAGUUAAGGAAGGAGCUUGAGAAUGGUGGUGAGAAGAAAUGAGGUCAGAAGUAUGAAUGUGAAAAGGGCAGGUCUCCACAUUUUGGAAAUCUCGUCUUUUUGUUAUGAUCCGGUACUCUGUUUGAAUUGCAUCCUUGGUUUAUAGUGGCAUGUAUCAGUAUUGGUUUCUCCUUUUCCUUUGCACCUUUUUUACUCUCCCUUGAAUGCAAACUUCUUAUCUUUGGUGAUGAUAUACUUGAACUGGUAAGAUGAAGAUUCUAUUUUAGUAA
This is a messenger RNA of Camelina sativa (false flax), 570 nucleotides long. Its product is annotated as protein DELETION OF SUV3 SUPPRESSOR 1(I). NCBI's taxonomy places the organism in Eukaryota, Viridiplantae, Streptophyta, Magnoliopsida, Brassicales, Brassicaceae. Gene Ontology annotation, biological process: double-strand break repair via homologous recombination; mRNA export from nucleus; proteasome assembly. Gene Ontology annotation, cellular component: proteasome regulatory particle, lid subcomplex; proteasome complex. The record is from RefSeq and is a predicted model, not a curated record.